This is a messenger RNA of Suillus clintonianus, 1188 nucleotides long. Its product is annotated as acyl-CoA dehydrogenase domain-containing protein. The coding region runs from base 1 to 1188 and encodes 395 amino acids. Gene Ontology annotation, molecular function: fatty-acyl-CoA binding; flavin adenine dinucleotide binding; glutaryl-CoA dehydrogenase activity. Lineage: Eukaryota; Fungi; Basidiomycota; Agaricomycetes; Boletales; Suillaceae. The transcript is spliced from 11 exons. Gene Ontology annotation, biological process: fatty-acyl-CoA biosynthetic process; fatty acid beta-oxidation using acyl-CoA dehydrogenase. The record is from RefSeq and is a predicted model, not a curated record. Gene Ontology annotation, cellular component: mitochondrial inner membrane.
AUGGCUAUCUUAUUCUCUGCGUGUACUAGUUCCGAUCCAUUGAACUUGGAAUCUCUACUAACGGAAGAGGAAAUUGCCAUACGGUACGAAAAUCUCGCUCCCCGUGUACUGGAGGGCUGGCGGACGGAAAGAUUCAAUCAUGAUAUUCUUCCUGAAAUGGGUAAACUGGGGCUGCUUGGACCGACAAUUCAAGGCUACGGUUGCGCUGGGGUGAACAAUGUGGCUUAUGGCCUCAUUGCUAGAGAAAUUGAGCGCGUCGACUCUGGCUACCGGUCGACAGCAUCCGUCCAAUCGUCGCUUGUUAUGCACCCCAUCAAUGAGUUUGGGACUGAAGCACAGAAGGAGAGGUAUCUUCCUCGGUUAGCCAAGGGAGAAAUCGUUGGCUGUUUUGGACUGACUGAAGCAAAUCAUGGGUCCGACCCAGCUGGCAUGGAGACAACUGCUGAAGAAACUGAUGGUGGCUUUGUUCUCAAUGGAAGCAAGACUUGGAUAUCAAAUGCGCCUGUUGCUGACAUUUUUGUCAUCUGGGCUCGCUGCAAAUGGGAUGGUAAGGUCCGAGGUUUCGUUCUUGAGAAGGGUAUGAAAGGCUUGGAAGCGCCAGCCAUUAAGAACAAGGUGGCACUCCGGGCGUCAUUGACCGGCUCCAUUUUCAUGGACUCUGUUAGAGUGGGGCAUGACUCAUUACUCCCGCGUGGACAAGGCCUUAGUGCUCCUUUCUCCUGUCUGAAUAGUGCCCGGUAUGGCAUUUCAUGGGGUGUAAUGGGGGCUCUCGAGGAUUGUAUCCAAAAAACCCUCGCAUAUGCACUUGAGCGCAAGCAGUUCAAGCGACCGCUGGCAUCUUUCCAGCUUAUCCAGAAGAAGCUUGUAGACGCGCAAACUGAAGCAGCUCUUGGCUUGCAGGCCAGCCUUCAGGUUGGUAGACUGAAGGACACAAACAAGCUGGCCCCCGAAAUGGUCAGUAUGGUAAAGCGUAAUAACUGUGGAAAGGCCCUCCAGCACUCGCGAAUCAUUUUGGACAUUCUCGGAGGAAAUGCAUCAUCGGAUGAGUACCAUGUCGGUAGACACGUUGCAAAUUUACAGGUUGUGAAUACUUACGAAGCUGACAACCUAAUCCCUCUUUUAAUACAGGAUAUACACGGUCUCAUCCUUGGAAAGGCAAUGACUGGCAUUCAAGCAUUUGCUAAUUAG